AGAGCGAGCUUGAGUCUCGAUUAUUGGGAGAGCGAGCUUGGGUCUCGAUAUUGGGAGAGCGAGCUUGGGUCUCGAUGUUGGAGAGUGAGCUUGAGUCUCGAUGUUGGGAGAGCGAGCUUGAGUCUCGAUGUUGAGAGAGCGAGCUUGAGUCUCGAUGUUGAGAGAGCGAGCUUGAGUCUCGGUACUUGGGGGUAAAAUUGCAAUUUCGGUGGUCUGCAAGAUGUGGAGCGUGGUAAUUGUGGGAGAGUCAAAGAGAGGCGUGGGAUGGCGGUGGUGCGUCAGUAUUGUAUACUGCUCGCCCGUUGCCCCAAGGCACCGGCUGUAAUAUGUGACUUUGUCCUCAUUUUUUGUUUACUCGCGAACCAGUGGGAGGAUGGAGAGUUGCGACGUAUGGUUGGUUGAACCACUAUUGUAUAUCACGAAACAGUCAUAUUUGGGGCUGUCCCACGGGCCCGGAGUAUGGUACAUCGAAAGCUAACCGGAAGGUUUUUUGCUGACCGUGGCAUAUUCGAACUUUAGACACUGCUGCUCUGCUGUCCUUGCAGAGCCGGAACCUUUGCAUGCGUCACCUCGAUCUCCCAAGAAGCACGGAUUUUUACACGUGGAGGGUGUGGUCGUCCGGACGACCCUCAGGGUCACUCACUCUCGACCGACGGACGCUGUGACAUGCGUCCACUCGAUAGCGGUUUGGGCCGGGUGUGCACGCAUGGCGCAGAGGCCAAUGUUCGUCCCGGUGCUCGUCGAGGACCACCCGAAAUGGCCUGUUCACGGGAACCCACCUCUCGCAUGUACGCACUGAAGAAUGGGAUAGUGGUGCAAGUGGUGGCCAUGGUGCUCGCUGGAGGGCUCCGCCGGGCGACGCAUGGAAUUGAAAACGUCAAAUGCACGGCAAAACGAAAAUCUGCAAAGUCGCUGUCAUCUGCACUCGAGAGAUCUCAGUCGCCUUCUGACCUCGUCUCGCCGACUUCAAAGUCGUCGGAGGACACCACCCAACCACCUUGCGGCAACAUGGGAGAGCCCUGAGGCGGCUAAUUUGGCAGACAGCUCGACGAUAUGUAGUAGAGAUG
Sphaerulina musiva SO2202 is the source of this 1067-nucleotide messenger RNA. RefSeq lists its product as uncharacterized. The coding region runs from base 667 to 1023 and encodes 118 amino acids. The transcript has 3 exons. The record is from RefSeq and is a predicted model, not a curated record. NCBI's taxonomy places the organism in Eukaryota, Fungi, Ascomycota, Dothideomycetes, Mycosphaerellales, Mycosphaerellaceae.